AGUGGAGUCUCUGUACUAGUGCUGUUUCUCUCUUCACUCUGGCAGGCACGCGCGGAGGAGGGGAGCAGGGGAAUGCGUGAGGGGGACACCGGAGCGCUCUGGGAUUCGGAGGGGAGUGAUUCUUGAUUCUCAUCCUCCACGGAACAAUGCAGGUGGAUGCUGUGCUGGCGCUGCUCUGUGUUUGGUUCCUCUCCGGGGCCACUGGGAAGAUGAGCCAGGCCAGGGGUCACAAGCUGGAGACCUACAAACAAAGCAGGUCACGAAGAGAAGCUCGCAUGGAUGAUGGUGGAGGCCACAAAACUGGAGGUCCUAUCUACAAGCGCAGUCCAGACAUGACCAAGUCCCUCAUGACUAAAUCUGAGCAGCUCCUGAGAAUAGAUGACCAUGACUUCACCAUGAGACCUGCUUUUGGAGGUCCCCCCAUUCCUGUCGGAGUAGAUGUCCAGGUUGAAAGUCUCGACACAAUCUCGGAGGUGGAUAUGGACUUCACCAUGACCCUGUACCUGCGUCACUACUGGAAGGACGAGCGCCUGUCCUUCCCCAGCACCAAUAAUCAGAGCAUGACCUUUGACUCGCGCCUGGUGAAGAAGAUCUGGGUGCCGGACAUGUUUUUCGUUCACUCCAAACGCUCCUUCAUCCACGACACCACCACGGACAACGUCAUGCUGCGCGUUUACCCCGAUGGGAAUGUGCUCUACAGCCUCAGAGUCACAGUUACAGCGAUGUGCAACAUGGACCUCAGCCGCUUCCCCCUGGACACACAAACAUGCUCACUGGAGAUUGAGAGCUAUGCCUACACAGAUGAUGACCUCAUGCUUUACUGGAAAAAAGGGAACGAGUCUCUGAACACUGAUGACAGAAUCUCUCUGUCCCAGUUCCUCAUUCAGAAGUUCCACACCACCACCAAGCUGGCAUUUUACAGCAGCACAGGCUGGUACAAUCGUCUGUACAUCCACUUUACUCUGCGGCGCCACAUCUUCUUCUUCCUGCUGCAGACGUACUUCCCGGCCACGCUCAUGGUCAUGCUGUCCUGGGUGUCCUUCUGGAUCGACCGGAGGGCUGUGCCUGCCAGGGUGCCUCUAGGCAUAACCACAGUGCUGACCAUGUCCACCAUCAUCACGGGGGUGAACGCCUCCAUGCCACGCGUGUCCUACAUCAAAGCUGUGGACAUCUACCUGUGGGUCAGCUUCGUCUUUGUGUUUCUAUCUGUCAUAGAGUACGCCGCGGUCAACUACCUCUCCACCGUGCAGGAGAGGAAAGAGAGGAAACUCAGAGAGAGGUUGCCAUGCACGUGUGGUAUUGGCAAUCCAGACGAGAUCAUGAUAGACCCUCAGAUCACGGGCUACGGCUCCAUGGACCCUAACACCACAGGGCAUUAUGGGAUGCCUGAGAAUGGUGGGCGGCAGGAGCGCAUGUUAGCCCAGGUGGCACUGAACGACCCCCAGCUCACCGGCCACGUGAAGGGGAGGGGCUACGUGAACAUUUGGAUCGACACGCACGCCAUAGACAAAUACUCCAGAGUGGUCUUUCCCGGAGCGUACAUCCUCUUUAACAUCAUAUACUGGUCCAUAUAUUCCUAAUGAUGGUCGUAAUGGUGAUGGGGCUCUCGCUGAGUGGAUCUAGGGCACUGGGGCCUAGACAGAUGGAUCUUUGCCUUCUUGACCCAGCCUCUUAAAACUGACGGACUGCUCUGAGCUAUUCAUGAGCGUUUGUACGUUUGAACCAAGACUGGAAUAUUUAUUUGUCAUUGCGUUGAAUGAAGACAAGCUUGUUGUUGACAGUGUUGAAUUUAACGCGUAGACAUUUUUGAGUGAUGAGAAAUACUUUUUGUAUACUUACAAAAGAGUCAAGCACAUUUCCAGAGAUGCACAAUGAGACUUUUAUUUUUAAGCUAAAACUGUGUUCAAAUGUAAAAAAGAAAAAGAAAAUGAAAGUGCAUAUGACAGGUUAGAGUACUUUUUUCACUAAAAAGGAGUUAACAUAAUUAUUUAGGAUUUUCCAUCCAUUCUUCCAUUUUCUUCCACUCAUCCGGGGCCAGGUCACGGGUUCAGUAGUGUAAGCAGGGUCUCUCAGACUUCCUUCACCCCGGACACUUCCUCCAGCUCCUCUGGAAGACCCUGAGACAUUCCCAGGCCAGCCGAAAGACAUAGUUCCUCCAGCAUGUCCUGGGUCUUCCCCGGGGCCUCCUUCAGGUGGGACAUGCCCAGAACACAUCCCGAGGGAGGCACCCAGGAGGCAUCCGGAAUAGAUGCCCGAGCCACUUCAACUGCUCCGCUCGACGUGGAGGAGCAGCAUCUCUACUCCGAGCUCCUCCAAUGUGACUGUGCUCCUCACCCUAUCGCUAAGGGAGUGCCCAGCCACCCUGUGAAGGAAACUCAUUUUGGCCGCUUGUAUCCGCGAUCUUGCCCUUUCAGUCAUUACCCAGAGCUCAUGACCAAAGGUGAGGGGAGGAACAUAGACUGACGGUAAAUCAAGAGCUUUGCCUUUCGGCUCAGCUCCCUCCUCACCACAACAGUUUGAUACAGUGACCGCAUCACUGCCGACACUGCACGGAUCCGCCUGUCAAUCUCACGCUUCAUCCUCCCCUCACUCAUGAAUGAGACCCUGAGAUACUUAAACUCCUCCACUUGAGGCAAGGACUCUCCACCCACCCGGAGAGGGCAAGACGCCUUUUUCCAGUUGAGAAUCAUGGCCUCUGAUUUAGAAGAGCUGAUCCUCAUCCCAGCCGCUUCACACUCAGCUGCAAACCGCCCCAGUGCACAUUGCAGGUCCUAUUUAGAUUUUCAUUUUACAAAAAAAAAUUAUUAACUGUUCCUAAAGCUACUCCUAACAUUAAUCUGAAUGUAAAAAAAUACUUUGUCAAAACCUUUGCCAUCAUAAUCACCAGUGCAAAAUGGCAUUGUAUGGAAACAAAUGAAGUGGGCAGAACUUGUAAAACUGCACAGUAGUUAUGAUUAGACAAAUAGAAUAGAUGACAACACUUUUAUCUAAUUUAAUCGAUGUGUAAUCUGUCAGAAAAAUGUGUCAUAAAUCAUCCCUGUAUUUUAUAUAGAAUUUUCCAUGUUGAUGAUACAAGCAAAGGGAUUCUGUUUUAGAACUGACCUACUGCUACUUCCUGUAUUUUUUUUUUUUUGUACUUUUCUUUUUCCACAAACUCCCACUUAACUGACACAACUAUGAUAAAUAUAUACCACUGCUACUAUCCCACCAGACCACGUAAUAAUUAGAAAAAUGUGAAAACCUGUCAAAUGCACUCUAAGGGAAAUCUUUUAUUUUGUAAAUUUGUAAUCUGGAUCACAACUCUGAGACAAUCACACACUUUACUGUCUGGAGCAUGCUUGUAUAGUUACUGUGACACUGAUGUUCUAUUAUUUAUUUAGCAGAAUAUUAUUAUUAUUUAUAUCAAAUGCUUUUUUACUUUGUGUAGUCAUUAUUAUGGAUUCCAGUUGCUAGUAUUGUCUUUUUUCAGCUUACAGACCACUUACAUUUUUA
Messenger RNA from Boleophthalmus pectinirostris (great blue-spotted mudskipper), 3492 nucleotides. Its product is annotated as gamma-aminobutyric acid receptor subunit rho-1-like. Gene Ontology annotation, cellular component: neuron projection; synapse; membrane. The record is from RefSeq and is a predicted model, not a curated record. Gene Ontology annotation, biological process: regulation of membrane potential; chemical synaptic transmission; monoatomic ion transmembrane transport. The transcript is spliced from 10 exons. Bases 147 to 1580 code for a protein of 477 amino acids. Lineage: Eukaryota; Metazoa; Chordata; Actinopteri; Gobiiformes; Gobiidae. Gene Ontology annotation, molecular function: extracellular ligand-gated monoatomic ion channel activity; neurotransmitter receptor activity; GABA-A receptor activity.